Messenger RNA from Pungitius pungitius (ninespine stickleback), 7294 nucleotides. RefSeq names its product ubiquitin specific peptidase 54b (gene usp54b). NCBI's taxonomy places the organism in Eukaryota, Metazoa, Chordata, Actinopteri, Perciformes, Gasterosteidae. Gene Ontology annotation, molecular function: cysteine-type deubiquitinase activity. The record is from RefSeq and is a predicted model, not a curated record. Gene Ontology annotation, biological process: protein deubiquitination. Bases 2117 to 5263 code for a protein of 1048 amino acids. The transcript has 19 exons.
UCUACAGUGGAAGCUGUAGGUCUUUCGGUUGCUAUGUCUAACUAACUUGUCUAUGUUGUAACGUUAACGAGCCGUGGAUCCGGGUCCAGUUGUGCUCGUGAUUUAACGUUAGUUUGCUAUCAAGCUUUAAGGUGCUUGAUUUAACAGAUUUAAAUUAAACUCAAAUGGGAUUUUAUUUUUGAUAAUUAAAAGUUUGCCUCCGAAGAGCGAGGGUCGCUAAAUCAGCCCCGCCUGAGACCAACCCCACCUGAGACCCACCCGCAACCUACCCCCACUCGGGCUGGGGCUGCUGCUCAGACCGUUGAAGAACUGCAUGUUGAGUGGGCUAAUUCUCACAUUUUACUACGUUAAAUUAAGGUUUUAUUUCUACCAGACCUUAGUUAUUGCUGGUGUGUAUUAGAACAACCAAGGAAGAAGGCAAAAAACUGUUUUGGAUUAAUUAAAGGUAACUUAGCUGAACUUUGGUGAAAAGAGAGAAACUCAGAAGGUGUAGGUUGUAUGAAUCUGUUUAAUAUGGAAAAUAUAUUAAUGUUAAGCACCUUAGAAGGCUACUGCUUAUAAUAGUGAUCUUCUGGAACUCCGUGCAUCUGUGUAAUAUUUAGAACUUCAUAAUCAGAAGUUAGUACUUCCAGUUAAACAUGCAUUCAUUUUCACAAGCUAAUUCUCUCUGCUUUGUACAGCAGGAUGCAGCACUGUUACAUUAAUGUAAGACUGAGGACAAACAAGUGAUCCAUUUAUGAAUAGACCGUGAUCUGUGCAGAAGUAAUUUUAAAGGGGUAAAGACCACAUCAUUUUGGGCAGAGAUAAUUCUUUUCUACAAGAAAAAUGUAUCAUUCAAAGGUUUUGAAUCUUUAUUGUUUUGACUCACCCGACACAUCACAUCAUAGCAGCAAAGGAGGCUGUGCUCAUCAAGCUAAUGUACACAUUUUACUCCAAAUGUCCCUGCGGUCAAUAAUACAUGUGUACAUUAGUUCCUUGCCAUUUUAGGGAGAGGUGUUUUUACACGGGAUUACAUUACACCAUCCACUUUUGUGAUGGAGUACUGUGGAACUCUAUCACAAUGUGCAGGUCUAGAUGGUGCAAAUAAUCACUUUGUGUUUGAUUUCAUCUGGAAUGGAAGACGCCAUUGGUAAGUUUGCUGCUUGUUGAUUUACUGCAAUAGAUUAAUUUUAUAGAGUUAUUAGUUAAAGCACUAAUCAGUAUUCAGAACAAAUAAGUGCAUGUUAUUUGUAUAUCUGUAUUUAUUAAAACAACAUAAUUAGUAUUAUCAACUCUUUCAGACCUGGUAUUCUAACAAAUUGUCUGGUAGAUGAUUUGGUGUCAUCGGGGAAAAUAUUUACUGCUUUUGCAGAAUGUGAACUUAGUUUAAAAAAAUUAGGGUACCCUUUUUCUCAACUCAUUUCGUAGAUCUGCUAAUCCAGAUGUACAACGGCAGGGAAAAUCCCAAUCUUGAUUAAAAAAAAGUUCCUGUCUGGUGAGGCCGUAGUACAGAGCCGUCAGCCUGUGUAUUACGGCUCAGCCAUCCGGUUCUCUUCGAUUUCCUGUCAAAGAGUCCGCUAAAUGACAUGUAAUAACAUUACUACGGGAAGUUUCAUUCUUGAACUUCUGAAUGAUCCUCCCUCCUAGCGGUCAUUCAAUUUGUGCUGACAGUUAAACAAGUCUUACAAAAUGCUCUGUGCUUUACUAUAUCAUAAUAAGAGAUGUGCAAUGGAAUGUAAACAAAAUGUUCCUGUCUUAUGUAAACAUGUUUGGACUACACUUUUUUCCGUCGUGACUUUUUAAAUUAUUUAAUCCCACAAAAUUUUGAUCUGGGCUAUUUGUCUUUCAGCAUAGACUCUUCGAAAGAGGAUGGAACACUUGGACGGCUGGCAAAUGAUGAUCACAUAAUCCCCAACUGCAGAGUAAAAGAAAUGGCAAAGGAAGGCCACACUUGUGCCUGUUUGCUUGUGCUGUGAAAGAGAUAUUUCCAGGCGAGGAGAUAACACAACUAUGGGGAUUGUUGUUGGCUAUGGCGCUCAAUGGCACCCUGCAAAGAACGGUCCAAUCCUGAGCCCAUCCUUGGCAGAAAAAAAAAUGGAAAAGACAAGUCACCUGGAAACCAGAGGAGAAUCUCCUGAUGCGUAUCCACUUCCACAUCAGCGCGGAGAGCAGAGAGGACAUCUGCACAGCCAAACACUGCAUUCCACACCAGAAGUUUGCCAUGACUCUGUUCGAACAGUGUGUGUGUAACAGCUGUGGGGCCACGUCGGACCCCCUGCCCUUCAUUCAGAUGGUUUAUUACAUCUCCACUACGUCCCUCUGUAACCAGGCAGUGAGGAUGCUGGAGUGCAGAGAGAAACCCACACCGGACAUGUUCGGAGAACUGCUCCGCAACGCCAGCAACAUGGGAGACCUGCGCAACUGCCCUAGUAACUGUGGGGAGAUCCUGCGCAUCCGUCGGGUGCUGAUGAACUCACCGGAGAUCGUGUCUAUCGGGCUGGUGUGGGACUCGGACCACUCGGACCUGGCGGAGGACGUCAUACACAGCCUGGGGACCUGCCUGCGUCUGGGAGAUUUGUUCUACCGUGUGACAGAGGAGAGGGCUCGCCAGGCAGAGCUCUACUUGGUGGGCAUGGUGUGCUACUACGGCAAGCACUACUCCACCUUCUUCUACCAGACCAAGAUACGCAAGUGGAUGUACUUCGACGACGCCCACGUCAAAGAGAUCGGUCCCAAGUGGAAGGACGUGGUGUCCCGCUGUAUCAAAGGCCACUAUCAGCCCCUGCUGCUGCUCUACGCUGACCCCCGUGGGACGCCGGUGAUACUGCAGGAGAGCCCCAACCCACAACUGGAGCUCCAGCACUGCAGCAGCAAGGCUGGUUACGACAGCGAAGACUCUGGUCGGGAGCCGUCCAUAUCCAGCGAUACCCGCACCGACUCCUCGACGGAGAGCUCAAGUCACCGAGCCUGUCGCAGCCGAUCCCUCCAUCAGUCGACGGGCAGCCACCUCUCCAGCGAAUCCCAGACCACUGUGGUGUGCAACCACGACAUCGGCGCGCCGCCGCACGGAGCCGAAGCCGGAGAGUCUGCAGUGGAGGGUCCUCCCCACCCUCCCUCUCCUCCUCUGCAGGAGUACAAGGAGACGGCUGUCUUCCUCCUCUCUUCCCGCCGGCCACUCACCUCCUCCUCCUCGUCAUCUCGCCCACUGUCCUCCUCGUCUUCGUCAGGAGUUGGGGGCUGUGAGGGCGGGGCUGGGGGGCCUCAGUGGGAGGAUGAAAGCACCAGCAGUGAGAGCAAGUCCAGUUCCUCUGGAGGCCGCUACAGGCCAACCUGGAGGCCCAGAAGAGAGGCCCUGAACAUUGACAAUAUCUUCACCCAACCGAGAGGCUCCUCUCUGGGCUUCAACACCCUACCGGGUCCCUCCCUUCUUCCGGAGACCCGGGAUAUCUUUCCCUCUGCGGGACCUCCUCCACCGUCAGAGCCGGGGCUGCAAGAGUCGGAAGGGAGGGAGUCUGGGGUGUUGGAGGCGGGUUUUGGGCUGGUCGGACAGCCCAGGUACCUGAGCAGCGGGCGGACAAUGGGUCCCCCGGCCCCUCCACCUCUGAGAGGGGUGGAGCACCAGCCACGUCUGAUUCAGAGGAUGGAAAGUGGCUACGAGAGCAGUGAGAGGAACAGCAGCAGCCCCGACAGGGAGGUGGGCCAACAGAAACGGGUGUUGAUGUCAGGACCUUCAUGGCGCUCGGUGCCCAAGUCAAAGAGCAGCGGUGCCAUCCUGCAGGAGCUGCCCUCACCCAGCUGGGGCAGCGGCUCCAGCAGCGGCGGACCAGGGCGCAGUGAGCUGGACGAGCUGCAGGAAGAGGUGGUGAGGAGAGCCCGCCAGCAAGAGCAGCAGAAGCGGAGGGAGGCAGAGCGGGAGGCUGCCAUGGGAUUCAACCCCAAACCCAGCAAAUUCAUGGACCUGGACCAGCUCCAACACCAGGCUGUGCUCAGACCCCUGCAUGAGGCUAACGCUCAUAGCGGAUUGGUUGUAGCUGCGUGCAUGAGGAGCACUGGGGGCCCAAUCAAACGCAGGCAGGAACAGGAAAUGGAACGGGAGACAGGAAGCACCCACCCACAGGGGCCUCGCAGUGAACAGCCUGGCCCGGGCCAAGUACUGCUGACGCCCAAUCAGGAGGAGGAAGAGGACCAAGCAACAGCCAACCAGGACGCUGCUCUGGGCCCGGACCCUCCACCCUAUCGACCUGCUCCCCCUCGAUUCCCGCUCACCCUCAGCAUCCCUCACCCUUGCGCCCCUUCCAGCCAAGGGGAGGAGGAAGAGGGUGGGCUCGUGGGGAGGAGCGGGGAGCAAGGCCAGGAUGGCAGUGAGGGGAUGGGAGUGAGGCUGUGCGAGUUGCUGCAGGCAGGGGGGGUGAGGGUCAGACCCCUGGGGAAGCACUUAGCCAUCUCUCUGCCCUCGCUUCCUCUGCGUCUAUGGGACACACACACAACACACAGGGCGCACUCCGCACACCUUGAACCCCCGCGCGCACAUCCUCCCCCUCCGCCCUCUCCUCCUCCCCCCUCUUCCCUGGUGCCAGCCUCUGGGCAGAGGAGACCGCUCACGCCUCUCUGGCAGCCCCCCCAGGCCCAUUCCACCGGCAGCGCCGCUCUGCAUUGGCCAAGGCACCAGGCCGCAGUCGACGGCGGAACGCGUCAUUGGUCCUCCUGGAGUUUGGACCGCCCAGACGCCGUGGUGACGCCGUAUGACACGCCCCCGGACCGCUGUGUCUCCAUCAGGCCGCACACUUCCAGUCAGCACUGCAGCCAUGGUUGCCAGUCCUCUCCAGGGCGCUGCAGCUCCCAGCAUGCCCCGGGGGAAGAGGGCGAUCCCUGCAGUGACUGCGAAGAAGCCAAGCUGUCUGAGCUUGACUCCCUUUACCAGGCCAGUCUGCUGGCUGGAAAGACAGGCUGCAGCCCAUCAGAGAGGCUCAUAUCGAGGGUGAUGGGCCAGGGUCGCUCCAGGACCCCAAACGCAGACAUGGAAAGGAGCGUGUACGGGGCGGACUGCACCCCCACCUACCUCAACAGGCCGGCGAUCGUGCGGGAUGCGCGCCACGGGGGGGAGCCCGACGACGCGGAAAACCCGAGGCGGAUUGGACGCAGUCUGAGUGGCACGGUGGUGACCUCGCGCCGCAGCCGCCUGUCUGUGACGCCUAGCUUUGAGCUGUCGGGCGGCGCCGGGAGCUUCUGGCUGUGUCUGACGGGCGUCAAGUUGUCCUCUGACCAGGGUCACCUGCUCCACUGACGUCUCCUCCUGGACGGGCCUCGCCUUCACGGGACCCGGGAAUCGGCUCGGAAGGAUUCGAGCUCGACUCCUAUCCCGUCCCUCCUCCCGUGAACGACAUGCACACGCAAAACACAUGCACACAUGCAACUCUGCACCGAGGUGGAGCCUCCCUCGGCGCCUGCAGCACCCCGCUUAGCCUCUCAUUGCCUCCCUCCCUCUUUGACCUACUACUCUAUGCAGUCACUCUGACCCCCCCUCCCCCCCACCCAACUACAGCCUCAACCUUCCCCCCUCACUUCCAGGGACUGUUAUUUCUUGCCCCCCCCAUCCCCUCCAGCCCACUGGGUGUCCAGAGGCUUUCCCUUUUCUCAUAAGUGGCGUCGUCGGCUUGGCCGCUUACCGGGUCCAACGGGGACCUGAGCCCCCGGGGGAGUUGCCCCACGUUAACCUUAGCCCUUACCAAGUAGCCACGCCUCUUUCUCUUUGUUCAUGGGCAUCUCUUGUUGGAUGCACACUGAGCAGAACGGGGUCUAUUUCAGAUGGACGGGCAUAUAUUUUCUUUGUUUUUUUUCUUCUGUAUCCGCGCACAGUAAAUCUGCCCAUCCCCGAACUCACUACUAACCAAAAGUCAUGUACAGAAACCUUUAUGUUAAUUAAUAAGACUUUAUGGAAUGUUGAUAAUGAUGAUUAACAAAUAUUGAUAAACUUAAAUAUCUGCAUUUCAAAUAGGAGUGGAGUGCACUUCACAAGUGUCUAGCUGGGGUCCCCAGCCCCCAUCUGCAAACCUAUUGACAGCUCUCCCGUUUCUACUGGGAGAAUAAACAGAAAAGCGCUUCCUUUUCCUCUCUCUCUCGUUAAUUCACGCUUUCUUUCUUCCAAAAAUGAAACGGUAACAGGGCAACAAGGGAGGAAAAGUCAUAAAAGAAUGAGAGUACGUAGUUUUUAAAAUCCUUCUUAGGCUUCAUCAAUGAAUGAAAGAGAUGACUCAAGUGCGCUUUACAAGGUUACUCAGCAGAAGUGCCCUUUCCGAAGGCUAUUUGACUGAGAAGCAGCUGGAGAGAAGUCUAUGCCGUUUGUUUUACUUAAAGGCCUCAGGUGAACUUCAGUGGCACUUAUAUGUUCACACUAUUAUUUUUACCUUCCACUGGAACUGGUUUUGAGACCUCGUGAAUAGAAAAUACUCCUGUUCAGCCUGUGACGCUGACAUGUCUAACAUGGAUAUACUUUAUAUAAUAUAUGUAUUAGAGGUAUAUUUUCAGCCAGUGAGCUAUCUUCUUCAGAGAUGUCAACCAUUCCUCAGUUGUAUGAGUUAUUAAACAGUUAUAACGUAAUUCACUCCCUUUACUGAGGAAACAUUCUAACAUGUGUACAUUUAUUAUAUACAUUAUUGUAUUAAAUAUAUGAAAUAACAGUCAAAAACUGGCCUGUAAAGUCCCUCAUGAAUUGUACUGAUGUUGACUGAUCGAUGUAACUAAACCAAAGGUUGGCACUUAAUUCAGAGAGCGUAUUGUAACAUGUUCGUUUUCUUUAAUUUAAAUUGUUGGUUUUUUGUCUCUUUAUUUAUUUCUGGAUGUGGGAGAAUGUAGCCAAUUGUAGCGCAUGAGUCCGCUAUGCAAAUCACCCUUCCCUCACGAUCCUGUAUCCGAGACAGUCAGGAGGCAGACCCCCCCCCCCCCCACGGGCGCUCUCAUGGACUCUGGCACGCGAGUGCAGGUGGAGGAGAUCUCAUGUUUAAUGCUGCUGGUGAACUUUGUUGUUCUGCAUUUAUUUACUAUGUUUCACCUGACGAAGUGCAAAAGCGAGAGGGAGGGAGCAAAAAAACAAGGGAGAAAGAGAGCGAAUGAAUGUAAACUACAGGAUGAAAGUGUGUUUGUGAAUGAUGCGGUGGCCAGAGAGGUGUGGAGAGUGAAGUGGAAACUACUGCAGACGGUACACUGCAUGUGUGUGAGAACUUGGGUGGUGUUGCUCCGGGAAAGAGGGAACCUGUAUUUUUGCAAUAAAGUUAUUACCAACGCACUCCCACAGGGGGUGGGGGGCGUAACCACCGUA